Chionomys nivalis (European snow vole) is the source of this 2231-nucleotide messenger RNA. It is a transcript of the gene Hsdl2, whose product is annotated as hydroxysteroid dehydrogenase like 2. Lineage: Eukaryota; Metazoa; Chordata; Mammalia; Rodentia; Cricetidae. The transcript has 11 exons. Gene Ontology annotation, cellular component: mitochondrion. The record is from RefSeq and is a predicted model, not a curated record. The coding region runs from base 120 to 1475 and encodes 451 amino acids.
CCGAGCGGGCCUCGGGGCGGGGCGGGGGGCGCGGCUAAAUGCGGAGGGCGGGUUCGCCUGUCACUCACGGCUCGCCGCUGUCCAGCCGUUGUUAACAAGUCCUCCGAGCUGGGAAGGUCAUGCUGCCCAACACCGGGAAGCUAGCGGGAUGCACGAUUUUUAUCACGGGUGCAAGCCGAGGCAUUGGCAAAGCUAUUGCGUUGAAAGCAGCGAAGGAUGGAGCAAAUAUUGUAAUUGCUGCGAAAACCACCCAGACACACCCGAAACUCCCAGGCACAAUCUACACUGCUGCUGAAGAAAUUGAAGCGGCUGGAGGAAAGGCCUUGCCAUGUGUUGUUGAUGUGAGAGAUGAACAGCAAAUCAACAGUGCAGUGGAAAAAGCUGUCGAGAGAUUUGGAGGAAUUGAUAUUUUGGUGAACAAUGCGAGUGCUAUCAGCUUGACCAACACAUUGGAUACUCCUACAAAGAGAGUGGACUUGAUGAUGAAUGUGAACACCAGGGGAACCUACCUCACAUCCAAAGCAUGUAUUCCUUUUUUAAGAAAGAGCAAAGUAGCUCAUAUUCUCAAUCUCAGCCCACCCCUGAACCUAAAUCCUCUGUGGUUCAAACAGCACUGUGCUUAUACCAUUGCCAAAUAUGGCAUGUCUAUGUGUGUGCUUGGGAUGGCAGAAGAAUUUAGAGGUGAAAUUGCAGUCAAUGCCUUAUGGCCUAAAACAGCCAUACAUACCGCUGCAAUGGAUAUGCUUGGAGGGUCUGGUGUGGAAAGCCAGUGUAGAAAAGUUGACAUCAUUGCGGAUGCUGCAUACUCCAUUUUCAAAAGGCCAAAAAGUUUUACUGGCAACUUUAUUCUUGAUGAAAAUAUCUUAAAAGAAGAAGGAAUAAACGAUUUUGAUGUCUAUGCAAUUAAACCAGGCCAUCCCUUGUUACCAGAUUUCUUCUUAGAUGAACAUCCUGAUGAAAUUAUGAAGGAAACAGAAUCCCAUGAUCCUGUGCCGGAAGUAAAAGAAGAGAAGCCGCAGUCAGAGCCGCAGCCACAGCUGCAGUCACAGCCACCACCGCAGCCACAGUCACCACCGCAGCCGCGGCUGCAGCAACCACCACCGCUGCUGCAGCAACAGCAACCACCUAGAGCACAUUUUGGAGCUGUGGAAGAGACAUUUAGAAUUGUUAAGGACUCUCUCAGUGAUGAGGUCGUUAAAGCCACACAAGCAGUCUAUCAGUUUGAACUCUCAGGUGAGGAUGGUGGCACAUGGUUUCUUGACUUGAAGAGUAAGGGUGGGAAAGUUGGACAUGGAGAGCCCUCCGACCGGGCAGAUGUGGUGAUGAGUAUGACCACCGAUGACUUUGUCAAGAUGUUUUCAGGGAAGCUGAAGCCGACCAUGGCGUUCAUGUCAGGAAAACUGAAGAUUAAAGGGAACAUGGCCCUGGCAAUCAAACUGGAGAAGCUGAUGACCCAGAUGAACGCCAGGCUGUGAAGGACAGGAAGCAAACAUGACUCGUAGAAGGGAAAAGCUCAACAGUUAAAAAUCUGUUGUCUCCUCCACUGUCUUAUAAGGACACAUAUGUUUGUUCUGGAAAAAUUAGAAUUUCUGUAUCUAUAAGACUUGAAAUUGUAAUUAAAACAACUAACCAAUCAUGUAUAAGUCUCACUAAGUGGCCUCCUAAUAUAUUGUUUUUUUUCUUUUUUCAAUUUUUUCCUGUAAGCUUUAUUUUAUUCAUGCUUUCUUGCGUGAAAAGUAAUAUUAUGUAUCAAGCAAUAGGAUUAGCUAUUUACAAAAUUUCUAAUGUAAAAUGAAGUUACCUUAUCUUCACAAAGAGCUGGGUGAAGAAUUGAAUCUCUCUCUUACCCACUGCCCCUGCCUUUUUAAAAAAGGACUUUUGUCAGUGUAUAGUACUUGCAGGCAAAAUUUUGUUUAACUUAUAACAAGCAUUUUAUACUAUUGAUACUAUUCUAGAUAUCUUUAAAAUUUUAGCUUUCCCCUCUUUUCCAGAUAGGGUUACCCAGCUGGCCUUGAACUGAGGGCAGGUCUCCUGCCUCAGCUUCCUUAGUGCUAUGAUGACAGACAGGAGCCACCAUGCCAAGCUAAAUUCAGUUUUCAAGUGCUAAUUUAUAGAACUAAUUUUGCGAGUAUGCCUUAUGCCAGCUAGUAGUUCUCUCUACUCACUACCUUAGCAGCUUUUUAAAAAUAGAUCUUUAAAUCAUGUUACCUUCAAAUAAAGAUGAAUUUAUC